Messenger RNA from Helobdella robusta, 408 nucleotides. RefSeq lists its product as hypothetical. Gene Ontology annotation, molecular function: GTP binding; GTPase activity. The record is from RefSeq and is a predicted model, not a curated record. Bases 1 to 408 code for a protein of 135 amino acids. Lineage: Eukaryota; Metazoa; Annelida; Clitellata; Rhynchobdellida; Glossiphoniidae. The transcript is spliced from 4 exons. Gene Ontology annotation, cellular component: trans-Golgi network.
AUGGAUGAUUACAAAUACUUAUUUAAGGUAGUCCUAAUAGGAAAUGCCAGUGUAGGCAAGACUUGCUUAGUUAGAAGAUUCACACAAGGUCUAUUCCCACCAGGCCAGGGAGCUACCAUAGGGGUGGAUUUCAUGGUCAAGUCAUUAGAGAUGGAUAGGGAGAAAGUCAAGCUUCAAAUUUGGGAUACUGCCGGUCAAGAGAGGUUCAGAUCAAUCACACAGAGCUAUUAUAGAUCGGCCAAUGCCCUUAUAUUAGUUUAUGAUAUCAGCUGUCAGCCGACGUUCGAUUGCUUGCCUCACUGGAUUCAGGAAAUCAACACCUAUGCUGGUAACAAAGUGAUCACCUAUUUAGUUGGUUGGUUGGUUGGUCGGUCGGUUGGUUGUUUGGUUGGUCGGUUGGUUGGUUGA